ACUAAUUUGUAUCGCCUACAUAGAUCUUGGAUAUGGGAGCAUAAUCCCGCCCUUAACUUUCACUAUAGCAUGAAUGAAUUGAUGCUUGCUAAACACAUUUGUGACCUAAAUGGUCCCUCAUCAUAUAGAUCAGCAGUUUGCAUAAUAGUUAGUGUUGUUAGAGACUAAUUGCAUCCGAUAAAAAAAAUGAGGCUUGUAGAUAAAUUGGAGGUAACAUGUAAUUUGAACUUUGUGGUAGAUUAUAUGAAAACCAGACAUACAAGCAAGCCCUUCUUCUGCUUUCUUUUUCGAUCUCUAUUUACCUUUUCUUUUUUAGCUUGUCCAAAUGGAGUUCUUUUUAUGCUAUUUUAUGUUGUUUAUGAUGGCCCAUCACCAAAUCAUCUCCUUUUUGCUUUUUGGAUCAACGCAUCCUAGACUUCAUUGGGCUGUAACUUCCUGAACUAGGGCCUGAUUUUGGUAUACCUCAAUGUCAACGAUUACUGCGGCAGAAGCUUCUUUCAGUUCUGAGUGACUCUGGCAAAAAAUCCUCAAUCAUUGAUCAUAUAUCCAUAGUGAGGAGAUAUGCUGCUGAAUUGUCCCAUACAAUUCCAGUAUCAUCUGAUGAUGAAGCACUUUCAAAAGCCAACAAAGAGAAAUGAUAAAGUACAGUUUAUCUGGACGCAAUUUGCAGAGUUAUAUGCAUAUCUCAGGAAGCAAGCAGAUGAGCCUGAGAAGCUAAAUAAAAAGUUGGCAGAAAUGAUAGCAUUGCUGACGUGUGAGAAAAAGUCUACUAGCAGAAAAAAUUUCAAAUAUGAUAUCACCCCUGAACUGAAGGACAUUCUGAGCCACAUGAAUCGUAGAGUCAGGAGCAUUUACUCCAAUCUUCCUCUAAAUGCAAUGCUUAUUAUUUGCACUGGUCAUGGAGACACUGCAAUAGUUCAAAGAGUGAGGAAAAUCUUGUCGGAGCAGACGGAUGCCUCAAUGUCCCGUGAGAAUAUUGUUAAAGUCUUGGAAGAGUUGCAGGCACAAGCUGAAGUUGGUUUGUGCUUUGUAGGUGUCAAACACUGAUCACAUCUGUUAUUUUACAUUAUAUUCUACAAAUUAUAGUAAGCACCUUUAUAACCCAGUUUAUCAGGGUAGAAUUAGACUAGGAAGUUGCGAAAUGAAGCGACUUCCUAUGAGGGAAAGUUUUGAUGUAAAGGUAGUUGCAAACUAGUAUUUUAAAGGUGUCUUAUUGCUUUUCAUUGGCUAUGGGGCAGUUAAUGAGGAGCUGAACCACAUAUUAGAGUUGUAUGGCCAACUUAUUAUACUUUUUCUAUGUUCUUGGCUAUUUGUAGGUUAUAUGCUAUAUUAAAACCUGUGUCA
This is a messenger RNA of Nicotiana tabacum (common tobacco), 1344 nucleotides long. The record is from RefSeq and is a predicted model, not a curated record. NCBI's taxonomy places the organism in Eukaryota, Viridiplantae, Streptophyta, Magnoliopsida, Solanales, Solanaceae.